Molecule: messenger RNA, 813 nt
Organism: Phytomonas sp. Hart1
Lineage: Eukaryota; Euglenozoa; Kinetoplastea; Trypanosomatida; Trypanosomatidae
Source: the annotation of a GenBank genome assembly
AUGGACUCCAAAAAACUUCUUACCAAGCAGUUCCGGCGCUUUUUCUCAUUUGUUGUCGGAUUUCACGCGGUAUUACUGGCUGUCCCGUUUCUGUACUCCCGAUGUGGCCGUGAUCGCUUCUUUGAGGCGCAUUGGGAGUUUAGCACGCCCGUUUUACGACGCCGUCAGACUUAUUGGCGGUUUUGGGAUCCGACAUUUCGCACGCCGGUGCUCUCCAAAGAAGAAAAUCGUUGUCUUUCCGCUUGGCUACACCUGAUGGAGGAAGCCGCUCCACACCCCAUGCACGAUCUCUCGCCGCAUAUUCGCACGCACGAUACGUUGGCCCUUUACAACGGACUUAAUGAAUUACAGUGUGGGAUCUACAUCAUUCAACAUUGCGUUCACAAAAUCACCCCUUAUCUCGUGGAGUUGAGAAGGGAGGUUCAGGACGAUGUGACGUUUCUUCAUUUUAGGCUGGAAUUUGACAUGGAAGGACGAAUCCCUCUAACAUCGUGGUGCUUUUCCUUGGGCCAGUUGCCCUCCUCUGUUUCACUGCAGCUGGGGAAACAAGGCUCUAAAUCUACCGAUCCAGUUGUUAUUGACUCGGUAGAAAAUCGCUGGUUCAACGGGCCUAUCUGGUCCUACCAGACGCGCUCAACGCCUUCUUUUUUUGGAGAUAUUGGAGAUUUAUUUAGAUGCUAUAAUGCCUUUAUGUCAGCCAUGAUCGUGCCGAUCGUGAUUCCCGUCAAACAACAUUUCGACCAAAUCUCCACAUAUCUGUCGGAAAUCACAGCCGAACUGGAAAGGAACCAGAUCGAGCAGAUUUCCACAUAG